CGCGGGGAGAGAACCGUCCACGGGCUUGCAAUCCCGCAAGAAAAGUGCGCCGCCGCCACCCCUUCCCUCUGCCGGGCUUCCGAGGCGGGAUGGGCGCGGGUCCGCUUCCUGCCAUCCCCACCCAGCUCCUCGCGGGAGGGAGGAGGAAAAGCAGAGGCGGGCAAGGCCCUCCUCCGGAACGACCCGACCUACCAAGCCCAGGGAACCCAAUGAAGAGGCGAAAAAGGGCGCUUCCUCUUCCUGCUCCCUCCCUGGGUGUUGGCGUUGUCUAACGUUUUCUGGCUCCUCCCUGAGGUGCCAAGACCGAGGAGAAGCUGGCUGAGCUCUGAAAAACGACUACUUUUACGAGUCUACCGACUGGGUUGUGAGGAGGAGGGCACGCUUCGCCCCCGGCCGUUUCGCUGGUUCCACGCCGCUUUCCCUUGAAGCUGUAAGGAUGUUUCGCUUCUUGAGGGGCUUCGUGCUCCCGGAGGCGGCUUGUGAAGCGCCCGACGCUCACUCGAGGUACGAGAAUCUCUUCAAGAAGCUAGACCUCAACGAGGACGGCCGCGUGGACAUUGCCGAGCUGCAGGCCGGCCUCCAAGCUUUGGGCAUCCCGCUGGGACACGAGGCGGAGAAGAAAAUUUUUACAGCUGGAGAUACUAACAAAGAUGGCAGACUGGACUUUGAAGAAUUUACACGUUACCUCAAAGACCAUGAGAAGAAAAUGAAAUUGGCAUUCAAGAGUUUGGACAAAAACAAUGAUGGAAAGAUUGAAGCCUCUGAGAUUGUUCAGUCCCUCAAGAUACUGGGUAUAGAUAUUUCAGAGCAACAGGCUGCAAAAAUUCUACAAAGCAUGGAUGCUGAUGGUACAAUGUCAGUAGACUGGAAUGAAUGGCGAGACCAUUUUUUGUUCAAUCCAGCUACAGAUAUUCAGGGGAUUGUCCGCUACUGGAAGCAUUCUACCGUUUUGGAUAUUGGAGAUAGUUUAACUAUUCCAGACGAAUUCACAGAAGAAGAAAAGAAAACUGGCCAGUGGUGGAGGCAGCUUUUGUCAGGCGGGGUCGCUGGUGCUGUCUCUCGGACAGGCACAGCGCCACUGGACCGCCUGAAAGUCAUGAUGCAGGUUCACGGCUCAAAGGGGAAAAUGAACAUAGGAGGUGGUUUGCAGCAGAUGGUGAAAGAAGGAGGAGUCCGCUCAUUGUGGAGGGGUAAUGGUGUCAAUGUUGUCAAAAUUGCACCCGAAACAGCGAUCAAGUUCUGGGCAUAUGAACGGUAUAAGAAAAUGUUCGUCAAUGAAGAAGGGAAGAUAGGAACUAUAGAAAGGUUUAUAUCUGGCUCUCUGGCUGGAGCAACAGCACAAACUUCUAUUUAUCCCAUGGAGGUAUUAAAGACCAGAUUGGCUGUGGGUAAAACAGGGCAAUACUCAGGGAUGUUUGACUGCGCUAAGAAGAUUCUAAGAAGAGAAGGCUUGAAGGCCUUCUACAAAGGUUAUAUUCCCAAUAUUUUGGGCAUUAUACCUUAUGCUGGCAUAGAUUUGGCUGUUUAUGAGGCUCUGAAGAAGGCAUGGCUGGAAAAAUACGCAACAGACUCUGCCAACCCUGGUGUAUUAGUACUGCUAGGAUGUGGUACUUUAUCCAGUACAUGUGGCCAGUUAGCCAGUUAUCCUCUUGCCCUUGUCAGGACUCGAAUGCAGGCUCAAGCCAUGGUAGAAGGCCCUCAGCUAAACAUGGUGGCCCUUUUCCAGAGGAUUCUUGCUAAGGAAGGAAUCCAGGGACUUUAUAGGGGCAUAGCUCCUAACUUCAUGAAGGUGCUUCCUGCCGUCAGCAUCAGUUAUGUGGUGUAUGAAAAGAUGAAAGAGAACUUAGGGAUAGCAUGAAUAAAGCUGUAUGGAAGGGGAAAGAAUGAGACAUUAUCUUGGAAUAUGGGCACCGGACCAAACCUUGAAUGCUAAAUUUGUGUUUACAAUUUGAUACACACCCUGCGUGCAACAAAUAACUCUUUUCUUAACUGAGAAGAAAGCCUACUUAACUGAAACAGCCAUGAGCCUUUAAAAAAACCAAAUACCUUCAGAUCACAAAAUCAUGACAAUCAAGAAAUGUUUCAUUGAGUAUGCAAAAUAAUCUUUUAAACUGAUUCUUCAUUAUAUGGUAUGUUCCUUGUCCCGAUGAGUAUGCAUCAACGUAAGCCAUUAAAAGGCUGAUUAUAUGGAAGCUGAAGUAAAGCAGAAUACAUCUGUUUGUCCACAGUUGUUCUGCAGGUCAGGAAUGAUCUCUGUGGUAGAAAGCUGUUCCUUUUUAAUGGUGUAGUGGAGACUAUUGAUUCAAAUUGGAAAACUCUCCUUGGCAUCUAAAGUCAAAUUAUUGGGGACAUUGGCUGAGAGAAAGAAGAACCUUUGGGAUUACCUAAAUGACAAUUCAAAACUUCCCAUCAAGUUGUCCAAUUUAGUAAAAUCAUUGUAAGCAACUACAAAGGAAGACUUAAGUAUGUUGGUCAGGCCAAUUAUGCAAGGAAUAAUUAUGCUGAAAAAUCUCUCUUCCUGUGUGCUUGUUGCAAAAUGUUUGAAUGUGUAUUGAGUCAAUUCUUAGAUUUAAAGUAUACAGUACUUCCAUUGCCUGUGAAAUGGAAGGCCAUGGUUGCUGCAUAUUAAAUAUUGGUUCCACAUAACAUUAUAAGCCUGCCUACUUAAUUACAGUUGCUUAUAGAAUCAUAGAAAGAGAUUCUUGCAAGGCUUUCAUUAUUUCUUCAGGAUAUGGCUGUUCUUCUUAACUUGAUUGAACUUUCUGCAUGUGAGGAUGGCAUGGGUAAUUGUGCUCAAAAGUAUGGUGAAUUAGAUUCUAUUUGUUACUCCUUUGAGCGUCUAAUCUGGAUUCUAUGAUUUAUCAAACCAACCUUCCUCCCUUCCUUAAUUCUCAGUACAGCCUCCAGAAUCUCCCACCCAUUAUGUUGGUUUUGGUGGUAGGGUCAUUCUGCCACUUUCCUUUUUAAUAUAAUAACUAUCUCAAGCUGUGGAAUUUAGCUUAUAAAUUCCAGAUGAGCUGUAGAUCAGAUAACACCUACCCUCUUGAACAAACCUGUUUCACUAAUCUGUACGUAGCUGUCGCAUGGGUUUACCAAAGGUUAACCAGGGACCAGUUCCUUCAUGCUAUUACAUAUGUAAAGGUAUGAUUAUAUAAAGUUAGAACCAGCAGCUGUUGUUUAUACAGAGAGAGAGAGAGUAACCAAGUCCAUUAUAUGUACCUAUUCUUCUUCCCAACAACUAAUUAACACGUUUGCUAGUUGCCUAGAUAUAACCUGAUUAAUAUUAGCCUCUCUUGAUUGCACUCUGACACCUAUGUGGAGCUAUUUGGUAGUGUAAACUGUUUCUAGCAAUAGCCUCCAUCUUGCCCACUUCUCAAGGGCAGUGGAGUGUUUUAUAUAAACACUAAGUACCUGCCUUUGCAUUUUAUAUCAUCUUCUGAUUUGGGUCAGAACAUAGAUUUUUUUUCCUUUUUAAUGUUAGCUUUCCUCUGUUUUCAUAGGAAGACCUUUGCUGAAUCAAGAUUCAAGAAAAUGGGCACAGGCUCUGGCUUUUUUUAAAAAUUGCUUUGGGAAGCUAAUAUAAUUGCACAGCCCAUAAAAGAGAAUAUAUACUAGCACUUCCUAAUAAUACAAUGCAUUUUAAAUUAAUGGUUGUAUAGCAAGUACUCUUCAGGAGGCUUUUUGAAAGAUGUAAUUGUGAGCACAACCUGUAGAGCAUGUCACCUUUAUUCAUUCCAAUGGAGGUAGGAUUGGUGGGGCCCAGUGGUUAUGGCCUUCAUUUAUGGAAGGCAUAAUCCAAUUUUUGGGUUGUAUCCUGUCCUACUGUGAAAACAUUCACUAUAUUUGCACUCAAUCAAAACCAAAUAAUUAACUGUUUAAGCAAAAACUAAGCAUCUUUUUAUUUUUAAAAUCUGAGGUUGCAUGUUAUUGUAUAUUUACCUACGUAUCUGUGCAUGUAACUUUCUAAAUCCUACUUUCUCCUAAAAGUAGGCUUAUUUUGCAUGUGGUUCUAUGCAGGAUGUGCUUGUAUAAGUGCCUUUGUGAAAAUAUUGGAGUUGGUGAUUAGUUCCUGCCUAUUCAGAGACCACACGAUACAAUGCAAACAAUGACAUUCCCUUACUAUAUGCUUACAGAGGGCUGGGUUCUAAUUGUGUUGUAUGCUUUGGUUGUUUGCUUGGUGAAAGAAAAGCUGAUACUUUUUGUAAACCUAUACAUCUUAACUGUUUAUAAUAAAUGAGGUUUUGUAAUGCA
Pogona vitticeps (central bearded dragon) is the source of this 4251-nucleotide messenger RNA. RefSeq names its product solute carrier family 25 member 24 (gene SLC25A24). Gene Ontology annotation, cellular component: mitochondrial inner membrane. Gene Ontology annotation, molecular function: calcium ion binding. The record is from RefSeq and is a predicted model, not a curated record. Gene Ontology annotation, biological process: transmembrane transport. NCBI's taxonomy places the organism in Eukaryota, Metazoa, Chordata, Lepidosauria, Squamata, Agamidae.